AUGAUACCCUUUACAGGUCAUGUGAGUAUCAGGCAACACAUCCGGGGUAAGCCCUACCCAACAGGUCUUAAGAAUUUUGUUCUUGCUGAUCCAACUGGUGAAGUAUUGGACUUCCAAGGGAAAAACUCCUUCCCAGAUGCCGCCACGUCUACAUUGUCCAUUGGUGGUCUGGCUGUCCUCAGGCUUACACAGACACUUCCGGCCGGUUGCUCCUUGUUUGUAGACAGAUAUUUUACAAGCAUUCGUCUGCUGGACUGUCUGCUGGAGAAAGGCAUUACAGUCACUGGUACUAUAAUGAAAAAUCUUGUGCCGCGAAAUGCCAAACCGUGCUUGAAAAAUGACACAGAGAUGAAACGUCAGGGUAGGGGGUCAAUCAAUCAAAUCGUGUGUGAUGACAACAAGAUUUGCAUUACCCAGUGGUAUGACAAUAAAGCAGUGCUGUCAGCAUCCAGUGAAUUUGGAGCUCAACCUAACGAUAGCUGUAAAAGGUGGUCUAAGGAAGACCACGCCUACAUUGAAGUCCCGCGGCCUGCCGUCAUCAAACAGUAUAAUGACAAAAUGGGUGGAGUGGACCUAAGUGACCGGAUGAUACCUUACUAUAGAAUCGGCGCUCGCACUAGGAAGUGGACAAUUCGGACGAUUUUGCACAUGGUGGACUUGUCGUUGGUGAAUGCCUGGCUGCAAGAAAGGCAAGAUAUGCUGAAUAAAGGCACACAAAUCAAGCAUCUACGGCAGUUCCUGGAUUUCCGCCUAGCUGUUAGCGAAGAUCUGUUGUUUCCCGCCGGAAUACAAACAUGGAACCAGAAGACGGACCCCCCUCAAAAACGUAUCGCUCUGCCACCGGAAGCGGCUCGAAACACCAGGCGCUCCACUUGCCACGAAUGGUUGCGCUUAAAAUGCAGCAAGAUGUAG
Molecule: messenger RNA, 912 nt
Organism: Liolophura sinensis
Lineage: Eukaryota; Metazoa; Mollusca; Polyplacophora; Chitonida; Chitonidae
Product: piggyBac transposable element-derived protein 3-like
Exons: 1
Coding region: 1-912 (303 amino acids)
Source: RefSeq, a predicted model, not a curated record